AUGACCAAUCCAUGGAUGGCUGAUGAUAUGAUUUUUCAAAUGUAUCAAUUUCUAACAUCUAGAUUUAUUAUUUCAGUGUGUAGACUCGUUUCCAAGCAGUGGAAUUUAAAAGCCAUAGAAGUAUCUCUCACUUUGGAUUAUUCAAAUCUUUGUUUGCGUCCGAGAUUGGAUGAAUUAUUACUAGAUGAUGGUGGUACAACAGCACAAACAAAUUCUUUGAUUCCUCACCUAUUCAUUCAAAAUAUUACUUGCUUAAAUUUAUCAAACAAUUUACUGGGACCAGAUCAUUUGAACACUCUAGCCUGUUGCGAAUAUUUGAACAAUUUGAAAUCAUUGGAUAUUUCUGAAAAUAGUAUAGUUGAGAAUUGUGAGUCAUCUUCGGAAGUCAUUUAUUUACUCGUGUCGAGUAAAUUCAUGUCUAAUUUAACAUGUUUGAAUGUUGGAGCUACAAAGCUCAAAGAUGACGGUGCAUUGAUGAUUGCUACAAGUCCAUACAUGUCCAAUUUACGAGAGCUUUAUUUGAGGGCAAAUUUGAUGACCAAUUCAGGAGUUGAAGCAAUUGCAAAUAGUAAGAUACUUUCAAAUCUUACCACAUUGGAUCUUUCUGGCAAUCAUAUUACACCUGAAGGAGUUUUAUGUUUGACCCAGAGUAGUAACAUGAAAAAUCUUACUGAUUUGAAUUUAAACGGAAAUAAGGUUAGUCUUGAGGGCGUUGUGUAUAUUACCUCAAGCAAAUAUUUAAAAAAUCUUAGAAAGUUACAUUUGGCCUAUGCUAGCAUUAAUGAUGAAGCAGUUGAGGCUCUGUGUAGAAGCAUGUCAAUGUGUAAUUUAACAGAAUUGAAUUUAAUUGGAAAUUCAAAGCGUUUUUCUAUGACACUCAAGCCUUGCAUCACAACGAAAUCGAUAACAAUUAUUUCCUCGAGCGUUUUCAAAAACCAUUUACACAACUUGUCGAUCAGUAUUGACGAUAUUGAUAUGACCAGUAUGAAAGAACUGACCGAAAGCUCAAAACAUCUCAGAACACUUGAAUUGAUUGGUUGUAAUAUCCACGAAGAAGCAGGUACAUUUAUUAUGCAGAGUUCACACCUUCUAAAUGUAACUAAUUUAAGUUUGCGCUACAACCAGUUGGACGGUACAUUAUUUUUUAAUAAUUACAUUUCGACAAAUCAUUUUGAAAAAUUAACAUGUAUAGAUUUGAGCUUCAACAGUAUCAAGGCAGAAGGCGCUGUAUUGAUGUCACAAUGCUCUCGAUUAAGGAAUGUUAAAGAAUUGGAUUUAAGUCACAAUGAAAUUGGUGAUCAAGGACUCUCGGCAUUGGCUUCCAGCCAAUAUUUAAGCAAGUUGACAAGGUUAAAGCUGGAUCAUAAUAGAAUUGGCAACCAUGGCGUUGUGGCAUUGUGCAAGAGUGAAUGUCCAUUGAAAAGUUUGACACAUCUCGAUCUGAGUUGGAACUCUCAAAUUUACAGUGAAGGAGGAGUCUCUAUUGCUAACAGCGCCAAUAUGAAGAAUUUAACUUUUUUACAUUUUCAUAAUUGCAACAUUGGAACAAAAGGAGCACAAGCCAUUGCCUCGAGCGAAUUUAUGCAAAACUUGACAGAGCUACAUGUGCCAUAUAAUUGCAUUGCAACGAAAGGGGCUCUCGCUAUUGCUUCGAGCCAGCACUUGAAAAAGUUGCGAGUGCUCUCAAUGCAAGGAAAUGUGAUUGGAGCAAACGCGUACGAGGUGACUGCAGAAAAACUCUCCACUUUCAAACAUUUGACCACCAUUUCUAUUCAGAGGCCAAGAAGAUAA
Naegleria lovaniensis is the source of this 1791-nucleotide messenger RNA. RefSeq lists its product as uncharacterized. Lineage: Eukaryota; Heterolobosea; Eutetramitea; Acrasida; Naegleriidae. The coding region runs from base 1 to 1791 and encodes 596 amino acids. Gene Ontology annotation, molecular function: protein binding. The transcript has 2 exons. The record is from RefSeq and is a predicted model, not a curated record.